AUGGAAGGAAAUAUAUCUUCGAAAUCUCCGGAACCGCCACAACCAACAACCCAAGCCCGAACCCGAACCCAAUCCACCCUUUCGGGCCUCGGCAACCUCAUAAAGCUCCUUCCAACCGGCACCGUUUUCUUGUUCCAAUUCCUAAACCCUCUCUUAACCAACAAUGGCCAUUGCAAUGUCACAAACAAAUGCUUCUCGGCUAUACUAAUCGCAAUCUGCGCUUUCUCUUGCUGCUUUGCCUCGUUCACCGACAGCUACACGAACGAGCAAGGGCACACGCAGUAUGGCAUAGCCACGAAAAACGGGCUUUGGCCCAAAACAUCUUCCGAACGAGACCUUUCGAUUUAUAGGCUCGUGCUCGGAGACUUUGUGCACGCGUUUUUCUCGCUGGUUGUUUUUCUUGUGCUGGCCCUUUUGGAUCCGAACUCGGUGGAGUGCUUUUACCCGUCGUUCGAGUCUACGCGGAAGGUUCUGCUCAUGGUUUUGCCCUCGGUUUUAGGGACUGUCUCGAGUUCGAUUUUCGUUUUGUUUCCGAAUAAACGUCAUGGGAUUGGGUAUCCGUUUAGACAUAACAGAGAUUAG
Messenger RNA from Striga asiatica, 582 nucleotides. NCBI's taxonomy places the organism in Eukaryota, Viridiplantae, Streptophyta, Magnoliopsida, Lamiales, Orobanchaceae. The record is from the annotation of a GenBank genome assembly.